GUGGAGUGGGGGCGCCGGACAGAGGCAGGGACUUAGCUUCCGGGGGGCAGGAUGGAUGUGGGCAGGUGCUCCUGUACCGGGGCCCAGAGCUGGGCCCUGGGCCCUGGGACCCCUAUCCACGCGCCACCCUGGCGGGCAGAGUAAGGUCAGUGAGGCGGGCGCCGCUGUGACUAAUGGUCACGGCUGGGGAGCCAUGACGGCGGGCUGGGCACAGCUUCCUGUUGUCUUACUGCACCGCGUCCCCAAGUCUGGGCCUGGACACGUGGCGGGAGCCCCGUCUCCUAGGACCCUUCCCCAAAAGUGGACCCUGUGGCCCUCUCCCCAGCACACAGGGGCAGGCUGGGAGGGCCACACGGGCCAGCUGCCAGGGGUGCGGCUGGCGGGCAGGUGUCCGGCGCCAGGCUCUCCAGCCGCCCUGACAGGUGCCCAGCCCUGGGAGGGCGCAGUGACUCACCCAGCCCUGGGGGAGAACCAGCUCUGCAGGCAGGCGCCACCCAGCAUCUCCCCCCCCCCCCCCGCAGUUGAACAGCCUGGGGGUCUGGGGGAUGUGCCUGCUUUCUCUUGGCUUCCGCGUGCCCUGCCCCUACCAGCCUGCUGUGGGUCAGGGCCUCCCCAGGCCCUGGGCGCAGGUCUGAGGUUAGGGUGCUCCCGGUGCAGCCCUUGGCUUGUCUGCCGCCGCCGCCGCACUCCUGACCCACACCUGGCCCACGCUGGCUUCUGCCGGCCUCCCCCCAGGGCUUCCUCUGGGCUGGGCCCCUGUGUCAGUGUCUCAGUUGCUGUGUGCUGUCUGUGCCCCUGGCCAGUCUCCUCUUUGACAACAGCCCGUCCUCUCCCUCCUGUCUCACAGGUGGGAAGGGGGGGGGGGCAGGCCCUUCAGCCUCCUUCUCCCUGCCUCCCACCCCCCACCCCCCCAUCUGCCUCUGGCCUCUGGAGCUGGGUGGGCAGGGUAAACUGAGACCUGGGUGGGGGAGGGGCCGCUCUCCUGGAAGCAGCACUCCUUUUGUGGCCUGCGCUGCCUCCUGCGGCCCCUCCCCUGCCAGGCCUCCCGGGCGGGGGAGGGGGCCCGGUUCCCGCUGCCUUUUAAGGGCUCAACGCCUUGGCGCGCUCUCCCUCCCCCGCGGCUGGCCCUGGCCGGCCCUUUCCUCAUGGCCCCACUCUCCCUGAGCCCCCCAGGAGCCCCGGGGGCCGCUCUGCCCUCCAUACCCCACUGUGUGUCCCCCUCUCCUGUCCCUGCCCAUCGCUCUCCAUCCCGCCUCUGAAGUCCUGUUGGACACCCUGUGGGAGGCCAGGCUUCCCUGGGCCUCGGCAGCUGCGCGCUGGAGCCCAGCCGGGUGUCCCGCCGGCAGUGACUCCCCCUCCCCCCAGCCCCUAAUCCAGUUCCCAAGCGGAGCCCAUUGCGGCCAGGCUUAAGGAAGUCCGGCUGCAGAGGGACGACUUCGAGAUUCUGAAGGUGAUCGGGCGCGGGGCGUUCAGCGAGGUCGCCGUGGUGAAGAUGAAGCAGACGGGCCAGGUGUACGCCAUGAAGAUCAUGAACAAGUGGGACAUGCUGAAGAGGGGCGAGGUGUCGUGUUUCCGGGAGGAGAGGGAUGUGUUGGUGAACGGGGACCGGCGCUGGAUCACUCAGCUGCACUUCGCCUUCCAAGACGAGAACUACCUGUACCUGGUCAUGGAGUACUACGUGGGCGGGGACCUGCUGACGCUGCUGAGCAAGUUCGGGGAGCGGAUCCCGGCUGAGAUGGCGCGCUUCUACCUAGCCGAGAUUGUCAUGGCCAUAGACUCCGUGCACCGGCUGGGCUACGUGCACAGGGACAUCAAACCGGACAACAUCCUGCUGGACCGCUGCGGCCACAUCCGCCUGGCCGACUUCGGUUCCUGCCUCAAACUGCGGGCGGAUGGAACGGUGCGGUCGCUGGUGGCUGUGGGCACUCCAGACUACCUGUCCCCCGAGAUCCUGCAGGCCGUGGGCGGUGGGCCCGGAGCGGGCAGCUACGGCCCCGAGUGUGACUGGUGGGCGCUGGGCGUGUUCGCCUACGAGAUGUUCUACGGGCAGACGCCCUUCUACGCCGACUCCACAGCGGAGACCUACGGCAAGAUCGUGCACUACAAGGAGCACCUGUCUCUGCCCUUGGCGGACGCGGGAGUCCCUGAGGAGGCUCGGGACCUCAUCCAGCGGCUGCUGUGCCCCCCGGAGGCCCGCCUGGGCCGGGGCGGGGCAGCUGAUUUCCAGAGGCACCCUUUCUUCUUUGGCCUGGACUGGGACGGUCUCCGGGACAGCGUGCCCCCAUUUACCCCGGAUUUUGAGGGUGCCACUGACACAUGCAACUUCGAUGUGGUGGAGGAUGGGCUCACUGCCAUGGUGAGCGGGGGCGGGGAGACGCUGUCGGACAUGCGGGAAGGCGUGCCGCUGGGCGCCCACCUGCCCUUCGUGGGCUACUCCUACUCCUGCCUGGCGCUCAGGGACAGUGAGGUCCCAGGCCCCACCCCCAUGGAACUGGAGGCCGAACGGCUGCCUGAGCCACACACGUGCGUGCCCAGCCUGGAGCCCCCGCUGCCCCUCCCGGAGGAAAGGGCUGAAGCGGCGGUGCCGGCGGCCCACCCCGCGGCGGAGGCCGAGGCCGAGGUGACGCUCGGGGAGAUCCAGGAGGCCCUGGAGGAGGAGGUGCUCACGCGGCAGAGCCUGAGCCGCGAGCUGGAGGCCAUCCGCACGGCCAACCAGGCCUUCGCCAGCCAGCUCCGCGAGGCCGAGGCCCGGAACCGGGACCUGGAGGCGCACGUCCGGCAGCUGCAGGAGCGGCUGCGGCUGCUGCAGGCCACUGGAGCUGCAGCUGUCACGGGGGUCCCCAGCCCCCGGGCCUCGGACGCACCUUCCCAUCUAGAUGGCCCCCCGGCCGUGUCUCUGGGCCAGUGCCCGCUGGUGGGGCCAAGCCCCAUGCACCGCCGCCACCUGCUGCUCCCUGCCAGGGUCCCUAGGCCUGGCCUAUCGGAGGCGCGUUCCCUGCUCCUGUUCGCCGCUGCUCUGGCUCAUGCCCCCGCCCUGGGCUGCGCUGGGUUGGUGGCCCGCGCCCGCCAUCACCCCGCGGCCUGGCGCCGCCCAGGAGCCCUCUUCGUCCCCCGAACCCUAAACUCCGGACUGUGCGCCCCUCGGGCCCCGUCGGAGGGUUGGGUGACCUGGCGCGGCCCAGAAGCCGCUCCCGACUCUCCGAGGGCGCUCGGGGCCCCAGCUCCGGUCCUGUGAUCCGGGCCCGCCCCCUGGCGGCCGGGGAGGGAGGAGCAGGUCCGCGGCCGGCGUGCGGGGCUCCGGGGGUUCGGGGGAGAGUGCCGCUGCCGGGGGAUGCGGACCCCUCGUUCACCCCGGGCUGCGCCCCGCGGUCCCGAGAGGGCAGCAGGCCGAGGCGCGGCCGCCCGGGGCUCCCUUCUGCGCACCCCCACCCGUCCCGAGCACGAGACCCUGCCCUCCGGGGGGCGUGCCGUUCCCGUGGCGACCUCCGCCCGCUCCCGCGGGGCUCCUGCGCCCUUUGCACGUGCGCUGCUCUCGGAGCCACGCCGGCUCCGCCCGCCUCGGCGGUGUGGAUAUUUAUUAACUUUGCCCUCCCGACCGCUGACGGGCCCCAGGACCCCGGCACUCCAGUCCACGUUUGGAUGCACUGAGACCCCCGACAUUCCUGGUAUUUAUUGUUUGUCCACACCUGGGACCCCACCCCCAGCCCCUCGCCAAUAAAAAGCCCUCUACUCGGCCCGA
Molecule: messenger RNA, 3739 nt
Organism: Oryctolagus cuniculus (rabbit)
Lineage: Eukaryota; Metazoa; Chordata; Mammalia; Lagomorpha; Leporidae
Source: RefSeq, a predicted model, not a curated record